AUGAGCCGUGAAUCAGUGACCGUGAACCCUGCUGCGAAGCGCAUCGAGAAGGACCUGGCCAAGUUCAAGGCGGACCAGGCCGCUCAGGCAAUGUACCACAUUGAGCCAGAGAGUGAAGAUGACAUCUUCCAGCUGAAGGGCUACGUCUACGGACCGCCGGACACUCCCUACCAGGGCGGUGUCUUCCACCUGAAGAUGACAGUGCCCAACGACUAUCCCUUCCGUCCUCCGGUCUGCAAGAUGACCACCAAGGUGUGGCACCCCAACAUUGGCGAAGCAGGCAGCAUCUGUCUGGACACUCUGAGUGGCAAGUGGACCGCCGCCAUGUCCAUUCGCACGGCGAUGAUGAGCAUUCAGGCGCUGCUCAGCACUCCCAACUCCGACAGUGGCCUGAACGGCACGGUGACCUACCUGAUGAACAAAGACCGAGAGGCAUACCAGAAGACGGCCACCUUCUGGACGUACCACUACGCGGUGGUCAACAAGACCGAGCAGAUGAUGGCUGACAAUGCUCCAAUGGAAGCCAUGAUCAGUCAGGUGAUGGCGCAAACUGGCAUCGGUUACGAGGAAGCACUAAAGUCUCUCUCCUACAAUUGCUGGAAGAUUCCAGAGACACUCGCUGCUGUUGAUCGACGCGCCAAAGUCAAGGUGGCUCGUCGCUAA
Rhagoletis zephyria (snowberry fruit fly) is the source of this 663-nucleotide messenger RNA. The record is from RefSeq and is a predicted model, not a curated record. Lineage: Eukaryota; Metazoa; Arthropoda; Insecta; Diptera; Tephritidae.